Molecule: messenger RNA, 2367 nt
Organism: Trichoderma reesei QM6a
Lineage: Eukaryota; Fungi; Ascomycota; Sordariomycetes; Hypocreales; Hypocreaceae
Exons: 2
Coding region: 7-2367 (786 amino acids)
Biological process (GO): triglyceride catabolic process
Cellular component (GO): cytosol
Molecular function (GO): sterol ester esterase activity; triacylglycerol lipase activity
Source: RefSeq, a predicted model, not a curated record
AGCAUCAUGAUAGACCACGUCCUCGGACGGCCAUCGUCCAAGUCGCGGCGCCUGCAGGUCCUGGCCGUCCUGUCCUUUUGGACCACUGACUGUAUGUCCAGAGGCCACAAACAUGGCCCGCCCAUUGCGCAGAACAUGUCAAAGUUCCUCUCCCGCAAGCUGACGGCAUGGCAGACGGUCGUCAUCACCAUGCUGUACCUCUACGCCGCGCGCAACUUCAGCGCCCUCGUCGGGCUGGCCAGCCCCGAGCCCAUGGCCAACAUGUACGACCCGACGUACUACCGGGCGACGUGGGUGCUGACGGCGCUGGACGCCGGCUUCUGGACGGCCAUGAAGAUCCGGUCCAAGUGGCUGCGGGACCUGGCCAGCAUCGUCUUCUCGCUCUACUACCUGGUGGCGGCGGAGCGGGCGGACGAAAAGGUGCGCAAGGUGCGCGGCAUGAUCACGGUCGAGCACCUGCGCGUGGCCUGGAACAAGGGCACGACGCCGUACCUGGGCUUCCUGCAGCGCCUGAUGCGGCCGCGCUUCACGAGGUGGCCUCCGCGACAGGUGCGCAUCCCGCGGCCCGCCAACAGCGACUACAACGAGGCCGUCUCCGCCUGGCUCUACUACGACGGCCCGCUGGCGGACCUGGCGCAUCACAGCCGCGUCGUGCUGGACAUCCCCGGCGGCGGCUUCGUGGCCAUGGACCCGCGCUGCAACGACGACAAGCUGUUCGCCUGGGCCUCCAAGACGGGACUCCCCAUCCUGAGCGUCGACUACAAGAAGGCGCCCGAGUACCCGUACCCGUACGCGCUCAACGAGUGCUUCGACGUCUACGUGACGCUCGUGCGGUCGCGCGGCCGCUGCAUCGGCAUGUCCGGGCGCGAGACGCCGCGCAUCGUCGUCACGGGCGACAGCGCCGGCGGCAACCUGGCCGUCGCGGCGACGCUCAUGGUGCUCGAGACGGGCAUCGGCCACUUCCGGAGGGCGGCGGGCGUGGGCAGGCUGCCGCCGCCCGACGGGCUCGUGUGCUUCUACCCGACGCUCGACAUGAACAUUGGCAACUGGAUGACGGACGAGCAGAUGUCGCUCAUCCGGGACCGCCGGUCGAGGCGGACGAACCGCUCCAUUGUCAAGCGCAAGAGCAUGCAGUACAACGACCUGGUCGGCACGCCGCAUCAUUCGGACAAUGAAGACGAGACGCCACCGCCGCCGUCGUCGUCCUCUAACAAACAGCCUCCAGCUGUUGAGAACGCCGCGUCCUCGACCGGAGGGACGACGAGGCCCGAGUAUUGCCACGCCGGGCCCAGGGCGCUCAGCACCUCGCAGAGCCCUGUCGGGAAGAGAGACAACGGCGCCGCCGCCGCCGCCGCCGUCUCGCAUCGCGCCGAGCCCAUGAAGACGCGCCUGGCGACGUCGUCGAUGAUCUCCUACUUCAACGACCGCGUCCUCACGCCCGAGAUGAUGCGGGCCAUGAUCAUCCUGUACAUUGGCGCGCACAACCGCCCCGACUUCACGCAGGACUACUUCCUCAGCCCCGUCCUCGCCCCCGAGGAGCUGCUCGAAAACUUCCCCAAGACGUACUUUAUGACGGGUGAGCGGGAUCCCCUUGUCGACGACACCGUCAUCUUCGCGGGACGCCUAAGGCGGGCAAAGGAGGCAGCGGCACGACGACGACGUCGGUUGGCCCGGACGGCGGCGGGUAUGGAUGACGACGACGACAACUGGACGUUUGACGACAAGGAGGUGACCGAGGUGCUUCUCAUCCCCGGGACGUCGCACGGCUUCAUGCAGUUCCCGGGGGUGUAUCCGCCGGCCUGGAAGCACUUUGAUCGCAGCGCUGCGUGGUUCGACCAGCUCUUUGCCGAUGCCGAGGCGCAGAGGGUAGAAGAGGCUCGACGAGCGGCUGCGGCUGCAGCUGCUUCGUCUAGGAUCGGUCAUCAGAACCAGCAGACGACUCCUCGCAAUGGCUUCCGGCGGCAGUCCAUUGCCGAGUCGAGCGGUGACGAGGACAGGCCGCUCGAGAUUCGCAUGACGAAAAUGUCGCGCGGGCGGACGUUGACGCAGAAUGGGGAUGCUGCGAACGGGCAGGGACGUGUGAUUGCCGAGGAGACGACGUCGAGUUCGCCGCCUGUUGACGGCGGUGCCAAUGUCAACGGAAAUGGAGACGACGCCGCCAACAAUGGGAGUGUCGCCGGAGAGAAGAAUGGGGCUGGGGCUGGGGCUGGGGCUGGGGCUGGCAAGAGGACGGCGAAGAAGGGCGGCAUCAGGGGGAACAAGAGCCUGGUGAAGCUGACGAGCUCGGAUGACUUGCUGGGGCGGCGGAUGCAUGGGCUUGCGAGCGGGUUGACGAGCACGGGGGAUGACGAGCAGCUGUACAUGUGA